AUGACGACCUCGACUGGGACCGGGUGGGCACAGCUCCGACAGCAGGCCCGGUCUCUAGAGACUCAGACCGAGUCGCUGUUUCAUUCAUAUGCCCAGUAUGCUUCCAUGAGCCAUCUUCCAGCGAAGCCGUCGGAGGACGAAACUAGGCUGGAGGGCCAGAUUCGGGACAUCCUAGCCAGACGAGAAACCCUUAUAUCACAACUAGCCCGUCUUCUAGACUCCGAGUCCGCCCUGACCGCCUCCGCAUUAAAGCAGAACAACCUCUCUCGUCACCGAGAGGUUCUCCUCGACCAUCGUCAAGAAAUCAAGCGCCUGAAAGCUACUAUAUCCGACACUCGAGACCGUGUGAAUCUGCUUUCGAAUGUCAGGUCAGAUAUAAAUGCGUACCGCGCAUCGAACCCUUCCGCAGCGGAGGCAGACUACAUGCUCGAGGAAAGAGGACGGCUAGACAGCAGUCAUAACAUGAUGGACAACGUCCUGAGCCAGGCGUAUGCCGUCAACGAAAGUUUUGGUUUACAGCGAGAGACUCUAGCAAGCAUCAACCGGCGAAUCGUCGGUGCUGCGUCCCAGAUACCGGGCGUCAAUAACCUGAUCAACAAGAUCGGUGCCAAGAGAAGACGAGACGGUAUUAUUCUAGGCAGCUUUAUUGGAAUAUGCUGUUUAAUGUUGUUUUUCUUCAGGUAA
Molecule: messenger RNA, 684 nt
Organism: Arthroderma uncinatum
Lineage: Eukaryota; Fungi; Ascomycota; Eurotiomycetes; Onygenales; Arthrodermataceae
Product: protein transport protein GOS1
Exons: 3
Coding region: 1-684 (227 amino acids)
Biological process (GO): endoplasmic reticulum to Golgi vesicle-mediated transport; vesicle fusion
Cellular component (GO): cis-Golgi network; Golgi membrane; SNARE complex
Molecular function (GO): SNAP receptor activity
Source: RefSeq, a predicted model, not a curated record